This is a messenger RNA of Patella vulgata (common limpet), 1646 nucleotides long. RefSeq names its product rho-related GTP-binding protein RhoA-D. The transcript is spliced from 3 exons. Gene Ontology annotation, molecular function: GTP binding; GTPase activity. Bases 87 to 722 code for a protein of 211 amino acids. Gene Ontology annotation, biological process: small GTPase-mediated signal transduction. Lineage: Eukaryota; Metazoa; Mollusca; Gastropoda; Patellidae. The record is from RefSeq and is a predicted model, not a curated record.
UUCAAUUCAUAUAUCUUGGAAAAUUACAGUGCAAAUUGCUUAAUCUACUUAAGUUUAAAUAAUCUCUAUAAAGUGAACAAAUUACCAUGUUUAAGUGUUUAAGAAGACAAGAUAGUACACAUGGGUGUGUAAAUAGAAAGAAGAUAAUAUUGGUAGGAGAUGAAAAAUGUGGUAAAACGUGUCUUCUCCAGCGAUUUUCUCGGGGUACUUUCUCUGAGGCGUGUUACAUGCCAACCUUAUUUGAAGUAGAAACCAUACCAGUAGAGCACGAAAACAAACAGGUGGAGUUAGUUUUGUGUGAUACAGCGGGUCAAAGCGAUUAUAGUCGAUUGAGACCAGUUUCCUACCCUGGAAGCGAUGUCGUCAUCAUCUGUUUCUCAUUGGACCAUUCUGACAGUCUUGAAAAUGUAGAAUCAAUAUGGUGGCCGGAAAUAUGUCAUUUCUGCGAAGGUGUCCCGAUAUUGCUUGUUGGAACUAAAAAAGAUUUACGAGACAAGCAUAUCCCCAGGAAUAGCGAUUCAAUGGUUGAUAGUAUUGAUGAAUUAAUAGAAAAAGGUGACCUGUGUGUAAAAUCGGAAAAAGGACAAGCUAUAGCAGACAAGAUUGGCGCUGUUGGAUAUUUAGAAUGUUCGGCAAAACUAAAUGAUGGAGUGGAGACAAUUUUUAGGGAAGUCACUCGAGUAGCCCUGACAAUGAAACGAAAGAAAAAGCGAGGUUGGUAAACCUAACUCCAGAAAUUAUGGUUGAGUAUUUUUUGUUAAAAGCAACAGCUCGUCUAAAAAGCAACAGCUCGUCUAAUUGUUGGUCGACAAAAAAUAAGACAAAGCCUGGUUAAAAACGUUAUUUGCAAUAUCUUUUGUGUUAGGAUUUGAUUACGCCAUUAUUACGUGAUAUUGUGAAGAUCGUGAACACUGAGAAAUGGGUUAGUUAUAAAUAUUAAAUUAAUGAUAUAGUAAUAUGUGAGUGUUAUAUUGAAGUAUGUCAUACGUUUACUUAGUCAUUGAAUGUGAUGUGAUGUGAAGGGCUAUUGCGAGUAUCUGAUAAGUGCUCUAUUCGCAUAAAUCUCUUGUAAAACACCAUCCUAAUCAUGAACAGGAAGCAUGCUAAAUUUAUAUUGCGACAUAUUGUGACUGUUAUGUUCUUCACUUGUGUCUGAAGAAUACCCGACUUAAGAUAUCCCUACAUUGGAUUAGAUUUGAGUCAUGUCUGAAUGAUUUUGUAUUUAUCAGUCGCCAAAGAUAUGUUUUGUUAUUGUUUUAUUUGUUAUAAACUGUAUAAAACACAGGGCCACGAUUGCCACAGAACGAAGUUUAGUACACUACAUUCUUUGUUUUAAAAGGAUGUAAUUGUUGUUAAUAUACGGUAGAUUUAACUUUUGAUUAUUCAUGUAUUUUUCUUAAAGAUACAUUAUGUAAGAUUUAGAUAAAGAGCUAGUCAUUCUGGCUAUAAUAGUUCGAAAAUAGAUAAUGUAAAAUGAAUAAUUUGAAAAAAAUUAAUUCAAAUUACUCUAUUGAGAGCGAGGAUAUUAGCCUUUGAAGGUUUGAAAAUAAUUUCAACCACCGUACUGGUUGUUCGAAGCUAAGUCUCGCUCCUCCAUUUUAAGCUUAAAUCAAAAUAUGACUGAACUGCUCUAAUCUAUUUAAUAU